Messenger RNA from Penicillium nucicola, 1521 nucleotides. Its product is annotated as putative MFS allantoate transporter. NCBI's taxonomy places the organism in Eukaryota, Fungi, Ascomycota, Eurotiomycetes, Eurotiales, Aspergillaceae. Gene Ontology annotation, biological process: transmembrane transport. The transcript is spliced from 4 exons. Gene Ontology annotation, cellular component: membrane. The coding region runs from base 1 to 1521 and encodes 506 amino acids. The record is from RefSeq and is a predicted model, not a curated record. Gene Ontology annotation, molecular function: transmembrane transporter activity.
AUGGAGACAGAUACCAAAGCGAACUAUCCCACCGAGGAGAAAAAUGUUGCGCUCGGUGAGACUCACGAUAUUGGUGCCAACUUGUUCCUCGAGGCUGAACAGCUCUCGGCCGAGGAGUUGGAGACUGAGGGUGCCGAAGUUCUCCGUAUCCUCGACUGGCGCAUUAUGCCUAUUCUCUAUGUGACAUACGUUAUACAAUUCCUUGACAAACUAUCCCUCAACUAUGCCUCGGCCUAUUCGUUAAUUCCAGAUCUCGGCCUCGAAGGUCAGCGAUACUCAUGGGUCGCAGCAAUCUUUAACUUCGGCUAUCUAUUCUGGGCCCUUCCAGCAAACCUCUUGAUCCAACGAUUACCCAUCGCAAAGUAUAUGGGCGGUAUGCUUCUCAUCUGGAGUGUUCUGGUGAUUGCACAUAUCGGCGCGAAGAACUAUGCCGGAAUCUUGGUAUUGAGAUUCUUACUGGGCAUGGCUGAAGCGGGUGUCAGUCCUUGUAUGAUGAAUCUCACGUCCAUGUUCUACAAACGCUCCGAACAGCCUCUACGCAUGGCUAUCUGGCUCAGCGCAAAUGGAAUGGCCACAAUGGUCGGCGCCUUGUUGGGCUUUGGCCUGGGUCAUUCUGACAGUACCACUCUACGCAGCUGGCAGCUGAUUUUCCUGACGAUCGGGUUGAUGAACUUCGUCACUGCCUGUGUUUUCCUCUGGCUUAUGCCCGAUUCGCCGAGUUCCGCGCGCUUCCUUUCGCACCGUCAACGUGUCAUCGCCGUGCAGCGUGUCGCCGAGAAUAUGAUUGGCGUCAAGACCAAAGAGAUCAAACCCAGGCAGGCAUUGGAGAAUCUUUAUGAUGUCAAAGUUCUUUGCUGUGCCGGUAUUGGUAUUGCGUGUGGUGUGAUCAACGGUGGUGUUUCAAACUUUGCCUCUGCUCUGAUCAAGGGCUUUGGGUUUGAUGGGAUUUACGCGACGUUGCUUCAGUUGCCGACUGGUGCGUUUGAGGCGGCCAUUGUUCCCAUUUGUGGUAUUGUGGCUACUUAUGUUAAGGACUCACGGUGUAUUGUUCUCGCUGUUGUGUGUCUCAUUCCAUUUGCUGGUCUUCUGGGAAUCAGGUUUACUGAUCUGGACCACCGCUGGACCCUGGUUGGGUGUACCUGGCUGCAGUAUAUUGUUGGUGCUCCGGUGAUUGUCUGCUGGAAUAUUCUUGCUACCAAUGUUGCUGGGCACACGAAACGUGCUGUAGCAAAUGGUCUCUGGUUCAUGUUGUAUGCUGCCGGUAAUGUCGCCGGUGCUAAUAUCUUCUUCGCUCGCGAGGCUCCACGAUACUACUCGGCUCUUGCGGGGCUACUUAUCUGCUAUGCGGGUAUUAUUGUGCUAUCCGCCAUAGCUUAUGUGUCUAUGAGGUGGGAGAAUACGCGAAGAGAUGCAGCCAUCGAUCUGUCCACAUCCGAGGGCGAUGUUGCCUCCCAGGCAAUCUUGGAUGGAUUCAAGGACAUGACAGACAGGCAGUCGAAACAUUUCCGGUAUGCGCUUUGA